Pyrenophora tritici-repentis Pt-1C-BFP is the source of this 564-nucleotide messenger RNA. Lineage: Eukaryota; Fungi; Ascomycota; Dothideomycetes; Pleosporales; Pleosporaceae. The record is from RefSeq and is a predicted model, not a curated record.
AUGGCUGAAGAGAUGGUGGAGCUGGGGUUCGAGGGUCUCGAUCGAUUUGCUAAUAAGUACUGGGACCGGACUUACGACCGUCUACCAGAAGUACCACGACCAGGGAGAAAGAAGCGUCAGCAGCAACGUCAGCAACAGUACCAGAAUGGACAGAGACAACAAUAUCUGCCACAAGAUUCAUCUCGUCACCCAGACAAAGGAUACAGACCCUCUCACUGUCCCUCAGAAGACGUGAUUGACUACGAAUCGGACCCAGAGAUGUACGGACCCGAUCGCAGAAGAGACAGUUAUGGAAGAGAAGAAGGCUACUAUGAGACGGGACGAAACGACUAUAGGACACCAGGACCGGGCUUCAAAGUACCCAACGCUCGUGAUGAAUACAAUGGUUCACGAGGUGUGCAGGUAGCAUCCAACCAGUCUACGAGCAACGCCGACCGGCACCUCACCGAAGACGGUCAUCAUGGUCCCCGCCACGAUCUGAACAGCACAGUCGUCGUGAUUCACGUCACCAGCGUUCAGAUUCUCGAUCACGUUCACGUUCGAGCGACGCGAAACAUCGCUUGA